AUGAUCGAGUUUCUUAUUUCACACGGUGCAAAUAUUAAUGAAACAAAUAACAAUGGAGAAACACUUCUUGAUUGUGCAAUUUCUAUUAAUAAUGCAGAAUUAAUCGAAUUUCUUCAUUCACAUAACUCAAAGAGUUAA
Messenger RNA from Trichomonas vaginalis G3, 138 nucleotides. RefSeq names its product Ankyrin repeat family. The transcript has a single exon. Lineage: Eukaryota; Parabasalia; Trichomonadida; Trichomonadidae. The record is from RefSeq and is a predicted model, not a curated record. The coding region runs from base 1 to 138 and encodes 45 amino acids. Gene Ontology annotation, molecular function: protein binding.